GCAUACAUACAUACAUUUUUAGAUAUUUCUCAGAGAUUUUCUUUACAAGACUGCACUUCAUUUCUUCUCAAAACAUACAUAUGUACAUAUAUUCUGCGAAAUAGUUGAUACCGUUAUUUUCACAUAAUAAUGAGCACCAGAGUGUGUGUGUUGUUUGUUCGUUAAAGAUUUGUUUGUUAAUUAGCCCUUUUCCCAACCAUGAAGCAAAUAAUAGAAAAUAUCAAUCCCGAUGAUGAGAGUGAAGAUGAUAUGGAAGAUGACGUGGAAGCUGAAGCCGAUGCUGCUGAUUCCCAAGAGGACGAGGGAGAUGAAUUAGAAGAUGAUGAAGAUGAACCACCAGAAACAAAUGCAGCCAAUAAAUCACUGGGAGGAGGCGUGAAAAAAAUUGCUAUAUCACAACCAACAACAACCACUGCUGCUGCUUCCACUACAAAUGGCGUAACAAAAAAAUCGAAUUCCAAAAUUUCCGAUUUAGUGGAUGAAGCCAUUAAACAUCUCAACGAAAGAUCAGGCUCCUCUAUAGUGGCCAUAGCUCGCGUCAUUGUUCUCAGGCAUCCAGAAAUGGAAUCCUCCAAACGUUUGCCUCUCCAGAUCAAGCGUUAUGUGAAACUAUGCCUCGAUAACGGUACAAUGACGCAAAUAAAGAGAUCAUUUAAAUUUACCAAAAAAUAUGAGACCGAAAAGAAAAGACUGGUAAAGGAGCGUGAAAAGGCGCGUCAAGUGAAGCUGAAGGAGAAGCAAAAGGAAAAGAAAAAAUCAAAAAAAGCUACCAAAGAUGACAAACCCAAAACCAAUUCGAAAAAGGACACUGAAUCUAUCAAAAAACGGACAGCCGAUACCAACAAAGAUGCCAAAGGAACGAAACCAACAGCUAAGAAACCUAAGGUGGAUAAAAUGACAAAUGGCAGUAAAGCAGAUGAUGGGAUCAAAACAAAAAAAUCUUCCAAGAAGGCAGCAAAAACACCAGCCGAAAAGGCUAAAUCGAAAAUGAAAGCUCGUAAAUCGAUCAAUUUGGUAGUCAAUUCAACUCUUCCGCGACCAAAAUCUUUGAAAAAUGCAAAAUCGACAAUUGUUGCGGCUUCAAACAAGAAAAAGAAAGCUGUCGCAGAAGCUGUUAAAACUACUGCUACUAUCAGUGCCGCUGGUGGCUCUGGAAAAGGAAAACGCAAAUAGUUGGUGAUUUGUUGUAUGGAUCGUUCUUAUAUGUAUGUUCUUUUUUAAACUAUUUAAUAGACUUAAUUUUCGAAUUUAUAUCCAAAACUUUAAUAAAAUUUUUUUUUUAUGUGGUAUUUUAUAUUAAA
Messenger RNA from Stomoxys calcitrans (stable fly), 1301 nucleotides. Its product is annotated as histone H1-beta, late embryonic. Gene Ontology annotation, biological process: nucleosome assembly. The record is from RefSeq and is a predicted model, not a curated record. The coding region runs from base 199 to 1173 and encodes 324 amino acids. Gene Ontology annotation, cellular component: nucleosome. Gene Ontology annotation, molecular function: DNA binding. NCBI's taxonomy places the organism in Eukaryota, Metazoa, Arthropoda, Insecta, Diptera, Muscidae. The transcript is spliced from 4 exons.